This is a messenger RNA of Photinus pyralis (common eastern firefly), 821 nucleotides long. RefSeq lists its product as uncharacterized. The record is from RefSeq and is a predicted model, not a curated record. Bases 276 to 737 code for a protein of 153 amino acids. Gene Ontology annotation, molecular function: odorant binding. Gene Ontology annotation, biological process: sensory perception of smell. NCBI's taxonomy places the organism in Eukaryota, Metazoa, Arthropoda, Insecta, Coleoptera, Lampyridae. The transcript has 2 exons.
GGUGACGGUGAUACAUUGGGUGGUUUGUUUUGAUAUGCAAGUGUUGUUUGUGUACUGUAAAUGAAUUAUGACCACAUGGGAGUAAACAUUGUGAUAAACGGUUGAAAAGUACCAACACUUUGCUCUAUUUUGAAUAGGUCAGCGGCGAUAACCACUAUCUGCAGUAUUAUUACAUAGAAUUACAAAAUAUUUGUAAAGAUUUCCAAAAACCCAACGGAUGACAGCGUGAUUGUUACACAACAAAAGUGUAUAAAUAGACAAAACGAAACUUUUUGAUGUUAUUAGUAACUGUACCACCCGAAAUGAAAGCUACCUCAUUGUGUUUUGUGCUCCUUUUGUGUAUCGUGCAGGUACUUUCUGUGGAGUUCCCCGACGAACUGAUAGACAAUGCUACCCACGAAUGCAUGAAAGAACACAACGUCGAUAAGGAGAUGUUUUCUAAAUACUUCGAUGAUAAAUUUAGAAUGCAUGGCUUGGACGAAGUCGGAAAUAAGCUAAUGAAGUGUAUAUUUGAAAAGAGGAAAUAUUACUCUCCUGAUGGUGGGUUAAAUAAGGAAGUGAUAAUUAAGGAUCUUGUAAAGACGCUUAAAUUUGUCAUCAAAAAAGAAGGGACGGACUAUGAAGCGCUGGCCGAAAAAUUCUACGAAAAAUGUGAAGAAGUAAAGGAUGCCGAUCAAGGGGAACGCAUGAAAAAGUGGAAUAACUGCCUGGUGACAGAAAUUGAAAAGAUAAAAUAAGCAAUUAUAGUAAUAACAAUAACAAUGUAAUUAUAAAAUAAAUAAUAAAAAAAUAAAAAUAAAAUAAAAAACGAGUCACCCAUG